GUAAACCUGAGGAACCAAUACCAAGACAAGAAGUUCAAAAAAGAACCGUCUAUUCUGCUAGGUCAAUAUCCUGUAACCUCGAUUUCUUCCGGGUAUUUGGGCGCGCAAAUUACACAAGGAAUGCUGCAGCGACAGGGAAGACUCCAUCCAAAGCCCUAGUUUGUCGAAGACACUUGAAUAUAAGAAGAAAUUGCAGUAGAAGAAGGCAUCUUAUUGUCAUCUUCUUCUCUCUAUCACUCUGUAUAUCCCCCACGCCCAUGAACUUGUAGCAAGAAAAACAUGGGUCGUCCAGAGCCAUCUGUAUUAUUUGCUCAGAACUUCGUUCAUCCUCAACUUGACGAGUAUGUUGACGAGGUAAUAUUUGCAGAACCGAUUGUCAUUAAUGCGUGUGAGUUUCUGGAACAGAAUGCAUCAUCAGCUUCACCAGUAAUAACACUUGUUGGGGCUACUUCACCUCCUUCAUUUGCUUUGGAGGUUUUCGUGCAAUGUGAAGGGGAACCAAGGUUCAGGCGUCUGUGCCAGCCGUUCCUGUAUUCGCAUUCAUCCUCAAAUGUGCUUGAAGUUGAGGCUGUAGUAACUAGUCAUUUGGUCGUAAGAGGAACCUAUCGCAGCUUGACAUUAGUUGUCUAUGGAAAUACUGCAGAAGAUCUAGGACAGUUUAACAUUGAUUUUGAUUUGGAUAGCUCCUUGGCAAACCUGGUUUGUUCAUCAUCAGAAGGAAAGCUUGAAGACCUUCCUCCUGCAUUGCGUUCAACUAAGUUGUCUUUAGAGGAGUCAAUAUGCUCCUUAAAGUCACUAUGUUUACCAGUUCCUGAACCAGAUUUUACUUUGGAACUAAAAGAAUUCAUACACUUGAUUUAUAAGGUCUUUGAUGCAUCAAGUCUUGGGAAUGACGUGCAUAAUGUUGUUUCUUCUGUUGCAUCUGUGGUGUCUACGUAUAUUACUGGUAGUUUGCAGUUUACGGAAUUAUCUUGUAACCAGAAUGGACAAAUUAACUCUUUAAAUUGCUUAAAGGAACCUAAUUCUAAUCUUAGUCAAGCUAGAAAUGAACUUUCUGAACUUUAUAAAACGAUUCUUCAAAAAUCUGGGCAUGUAUCAAACAAAUUAUCCGGAGAUUGUGACAUGAUUGAAUCUGAUGCUGAAAUGGCAGUACCAGCUUUUGAACUGUUACUGGAUGUACUCGGCCGUUAUUUUUUCUCUAAGGGGCAAUUUCAGACUGAUCACACAUCGCUUUCUCAGAAUAAAAAUAUGAUUGUAGGUUUGAGUUUGGAGCUGUUGUUAUGCUCUGGAAAAGAGAGUUGCUUUCAGUUUGUCAAUAGUGGUGGAAUGGAGCAGCUAGCGGGGGUUUUCUGUACUGCAACAAAGAAAUCUACGGCUAUUACCUUAAUGCUGCUCUCAGUUGUUGAACGGGCAACUCGAUAUUCUAUCGGGUGUGAAGGAUUUUUGGGUUGGUGGCCUCGUGAAGAUGAGAAUGUCCCAUCAGGUUAUAGUGAAGGCUAUAGUCAUAUAGUGAAGUUGUUACUGGAAAAACAGCAGCACGAUGUUGCAUCUCUCGCAACGUAUAUCCUCCAUCGGUUACGAUCCUAUGAAGUUGCAUCGAAGUAUGAGUCUGCAGUACUAUCUUUAUUGGGAAAUGUGUCUGCUGUUGAGGUGGCCAAAUGUAUCAGUCUGAAUAUGCUCAGCAGUGCUAAACUGCAGCUCAAGAAACUAUUGAAGUUACUAAAUUCACGGGGGCCAAUUGAGGAUCCUUCACCCACAGCUCUUGCUAGUAGAUCAUCGAUUCUCGGUCAGACUGAGGGAAUUUUAUCGUACAAAGCAACAAUUGACUUGAUUGCAUCCUCUAAUUGUUCUUUUCCAAAUUGGGAUAUUGACCAACAUUUACUGACACUUCUAAAGGAAAGGGGAUUUCUUCCUUUAUCAGCUGCGCUGUUGUCAUCUACUAUGUUGCGUUCUGAAAAAGGGCAUGCAAUGGACAUAUUCAUGGACAUUGUCUCCUUGAUAGAGGCCAUACUUCUUUCGCUUCUUUACUGUCGCUCAGGUUUAGUGUUCCUUCUAAGUCAGCCUGAAGUCACUGCCACAUUAAUCCUUUCUCUUGAGGGUCUUAAAGAAACAAACACGGAAGAUUGUGUGCCUCUUCGAUAUGCAUCAGUUCUGUUAUCUAAGGGUUUCUUUUGUCGCCCUCAGGAAGUUGGUAUCAUUGCGGAGCUGCAUCUUAGGGUGGUGAAUGCUAUUGAUCGUUUAUUAGCAUCAGUUCCUCACUCUGAGGAACUUUUAUGGGUACUGUGGGAGUUAUGCGGUCUUUCUAGGUCUGAUUCUGGACGACAUGCACUAUUGGCAGUAGGUCAUUUUCCAGAGGCAAUUUUGGUUUUGAUGGAAGCAUUACGUUCGGUUAAUGAAGUGGAGGCAGCAAUGUUAAAUAGUGAAACUUCACCUAUAAAUCUUGCGAUUUUUCACUCGGCUGCGGAGAUUUUCGAAGUGAUUGUUACCGAUUCAACCGCAUCUUCUAUGCGCUGUUGGAUUAAACAUGCUGUGGAGCUUCACAAGGCCUUGCAUUCAUCUUCCCCCGGAUCUAAUAGGAAGGAUGCUCCUACGAGGUUGUUGGAAUGGAUCGAUGCGGGUGUAGUUUAUCACAGAAAUGGAGCUAUUGGACUUCUACGGUAUGCCGCUGUUUUAGCUUCUGGGGGAGAUGCUCAGCUUACUUCAGCAAGUGUUUUAGUAUCUGAUUCCAUGGAUGUUGAAAAUGUUGUUGGAGAGUCCGACAACGGUUCUGACAUUCAAGUCAUUGAAAAUCUCCUCGGGAAACUCGUUUCAGACAAGUUAUUUGAUGGGGUUGCUCUUCGCGAUUCUUCUGUAGCUCAGCUGACAACAACCUUCAGGAUUUUGUCCUUCAUUUCAGAAAACCCGGCUGUUGCAGCUGCUCUUUAUGAAGAGGGUGCAGUGAAACUUAUAUAUGUUGUUCUAAUCAACUGCAAAUCCAUGCUUGAGAGAUCCUCUAACACAUAUGAUUACCUUGUCGAUGAAGGUGGCGAGUGCAACUCUACCUCAGAUUUGCUUUCAGAACGUAGUCGCGAACAGAGUUUAAUUGAUCUUAUGAUUCCCUGUCUUGUGUUGCUUAUUACGCUAUUGCAAAGAUUGCAGGAUGUUAAAGAGCAGCACCGGAAUACAAAGCUAAUGAAUGCGCUUUUGCGUUUGCAUAGGGAAGUCAGUCCAAAAUUAGCUGCAUGCGCGGCAGAUCUUUCCUCCCCGUAUCCUGGUUCAGCUCUUGGUCUAGGGGUGGUUUCCCAUCUUCUUGUCUCGGCCCUAGCAUGUUGGCCAGUAUUUGGUUGGACUCCUGGUCUAUUUCAUUGCUUACUUGACAGUGUUCAAGCAGCUUCACUUCUAGCCUUGGGUCCAAAGGAAGCCUGCAGUUUACUAUGUCUAUUGGGUGAUCUAUUCCCCGAGGAAGGUAUCUGGCUGUGGAGGGAUGGGAUGCCCUCACUGAGUGCACUUAGAACUUUGUCUAUUGGAACAAUAUUAGGCCGUCAAAAGGAGAAGCAAGUUGACUGGUACUUACAGCCUGGACAUGUUGCAACGCUGCUCGGUCGUUUGACUCCACUGCUGGAAAAAAUCGCACAGAUUAUUUUACAUUUUGCUUCUACCGCAUUGGUUGUCAUACAAGACAUGCUGCGUGUUUUCAUAGUUCGAAUUGCAUGCCAAAAGGCUGAAAGUGCUGUUUUUCUGCUUCGACCAAUCAUUUUAUGGAUAGAAGAUCAUGUAUCUGAAUCUACUCCUCUCUCUGACACAGAUGUUUUCAAGGUGUAUAGACUUCUUGAUUUUAUUGCUAGCCUACUGGAGCAUCCACGUACUAAGGCGUUAUUACUAAAAGAGGGUCUCGUUGGCUUACUAUUGAAAGCACUUAAGAGGUGUGUCAAUGCAUCUAUUUGUGAAGGGAAGAUGUUCAAGGACACCAGAAUUUCUGCUGAGCUUGGUUUUACUCUUCUCGGUUGGUGCCUUCCUGUAUUCAAGGCGUUCACACUGAUUUUUGCUUCUCAAGUUUCUAUGCAACACUCUGCCAAAUAUGACAAAUUUGAAAAAUUGAGUACUGAAGAUUGCUCGUUAAUAUUGAAUGAUGUACUCAAGUUAUGCCAGGUCCUUCCAGUUGGAAAGGAAUUGCUUGGGUGUCUAGUCGUCUUUAAAGGGUUAGCUGCUUGUGUUGAGGGUAAAAAUGCUUUUGCAUCCGUUGCUGAUCAUUCUAGUUUUGAGCAAGAUGAGCCUGAGAGAGGGCAUGAACCGGAUGAAAAUGGCAGCAGCCUGUACGGCUUUGAUUGGAAGAGACACCCACCUCUGCUAUAUUGCUGCAGAAAUUUAUUGAGAUCUAUAGAUGGCGAGGAUAGUUUGUCUGCUUAUGCGACUGAGGCUCUAAGCGCACUGUCUCUAGGUGCACUUUCCUUCUGCAUGGAAGGUAAAAGCUUGAACUUGGAGAGGAUUUCUGUAUUAAAAUCCCUUUUUGGGCUUCCUCUUGAUUCUGAUGGCGUGGGACAUCUUCCCGAAGAUAAAGUGGAGGAUGCCUUUGAAUUAGUAGCUUUAUUAGAUUCGAAAGUUAAUGAAGCUGAAUCUUUUGCCACCUCAAAUAUGAAAACUAUUUUAUCUCAGGUAAAGGAAACAACCAAGUCACUGUUAAUGUUGCUGGAGAAGCCCACCGGUUCAAUCAAAGUGGAUGAUCCUACUUUUAAUGAAGGGUUCCCUUUCAAGUCAAAUGAUGUUCUUGAUGCUUCAAAGUUUGUUCUACCUCAUUACUUGUUUCCAUCUCUCACCAUGCGGGCCAUCAUUAAUGAUGACUCUAGGGAAUCACUUUCAUGGGCAAGAAAGCUGGAUGGUUAUGCUGAAAAGGCUGAUGAUUACUCCUCUCUUGGGGGACUUGUUGACAAGUUUAUGUGGGAAUGUCCAGAUUCUUCUGACAGACUAGGGACAUCAGCCCUUCCCCAGAAAAGGAAAAUGACUUCAAUGGAGGUGCCGAAUAGGCGUUCUAGAGGAGAUAACCCAGGAGUCGACCUUACAAGAGGAUUAGGUCUCCCCGCCGCUUCUUCUGGUCCUACACGUAGGGAUGCUUUUCGACAACGCAAGCCGAAUACCAGCAGACCUCCUUCUAUGCAUGUGGAUGACUAUGUUGCAAGAGAAAGAAAUGUGGAUGGUGUUAGCACUGGCUCGAACGUUGUAAGUUCUGUCCAGCGUGGAGGAACUACUGGCGGUAGGGCUCCAUCAAUCCAUGUGGAUGAAUUCAUGGCCAGACAAAGGGAGCGGCAACCCCCUGUGGCUAUGGCAGCUGGGGAGACGGCACCACUUGUAAGAAACACCCCGCCUGAGAGCGAGAGUGGCCCAGAGAAGCUUGAUAGGCCACAGCAUUUGAAAGCAGAUCUUGAUGAUGAUCUUAAUGGAAUCAAUAUCGUUUUUGAUGAAGAGGAGUCGGAAUCUGACGAUAAAUUACCAUUUCCUCAGCCUGAUGAAAAUUUGCAUGCAGCUCCUGUCAUGAUCGAGGGAGGUUCUCCGCAUUCAAUUGUUGAAGAAACUGAAAGUGACAUUAAUGUGAGUACACAUGUAUCUAACUUGGGAACACCAUCAGCUUCUAAUGUAGAUGAGAAUAACGCAAGUGAGUUCUCUUCGAAAAGAUCGUUAUCUAGACCCGAGAAGCCAUUAUCACGUGAAGCAAGUGUUACUUCUGAGAAGAAGUACCCAGAGAAGCCGUAUUUCGGUGAGCAAUCUGAUGACUCAAAGAAUGUCACUCCACUCACGACCUUCUGUGCGUUUGAAGCUGCUACAAACCCACCUGGGUUUCCAAUACCAUUUUAUAAUAAGAGUUCGUCAUCCCCUCUACAUGUAGUGGGUGAUUCUAGGGUGCCUUCUAGUAUCUAUCAAAGAGACAACUCACAGCAAGCAUCUAAUGCUCAUUUGGCCUCUGGAUCUAAAGGACGUUAUGAGAGGAAGCCUUUGCUCAAUCAACCACCGUUACCACCAAUGCCUCCUCCUCAGUCUGUUUCAUCUGUGAUAUCCCAGAAAGCGGAAACUGUUCCAAGUCAUUCAUCUCCCUAUGGCCACCCAAUGCGAGAUGCGCAACCACCACUUCCUACCGGCUAUCCGUUGCAAGCAUUUGAUGUUAAUGGCACUAGUACUGUACGUUCUUUCUAUGGAAGAGAAGAUAACAAUUAUAAUUCACAGGUUCAAAUGGAUUAUCUCUCUUCCUAUCCUCACGGUCCCGCAACGGCAGUGCAUCCUAUGCUGGAUCCAAAGUACUCAUGGGUUUCUGCCUCUCCUGGAAAUAGGCUGAACGAUGAUACCAACUCCUCUGCUGCUGGAUCUGCUAGACCUCCACAACCUCCACUUCCACCCACUCCUCCUCCAGUCUCAGCUUCAUUUGCACAGACAUCUAUGAAGAAUUAUACAAAUCAGUCAUCUGUUUAUGGUCAUAGUAGUGCUGGUAUGACUCAACCUCCCUCCACCGAUGCUAGAUUAGGUACCUUCACUCAACCAGGCGGCGGCUUAUCUUCUUACCCUCCAUCUCUUAUCCCACCUUUGCUAGUCAGCAGGUCGCCAACCAUACCGGGAACUGUUUAUAGUGGUCCGACUCAGCAUCAGGGUCAGAACCAACCAAGCUCCAAUUCCAUGCAGUCAAUGCAACCUAGGCUACAGCUGCAACCACUGCAGCCACCACAACCUCCUCAUCCCCACCCUCAUCCUCCUCAGCAUCUAAGACCUCCUAUUCAGGUUUCACACUUGCAGUCAGAUCAAGGAAUGUCUAUGUUACAGAAUCCUAUACAAGUCCAGGCUCAGCCUUUUCAAAACCAGCAACAGCCUCAUAUUUCGCCACUGCAGGUCUACUAUCAAUCCCAACCACCAGAGCAUCUUGCACAACCGCAAUUGCAACAACAAGCUGAACUCACUCAAGCACAAGCUCUUUAUCAGCAAGGUGAAUCAUCUCAGCAACAGCAACAACAAGAUCUUCCAAUGUCUUUACAGGAGAUCCUUGGAUCUCCUGAAGCCAUCCAGUCUUUGUUGAGUGAUCGGGAGAAACUCUGCCAGAUUCUAGAGCAAAAUCCUAAACUAAUGCAGAUGCUGCAGGAUCGCCUUUGAUACUUUAAGUUAUAACCAGAGCAGAGAUACCAUGCCCAGUCGGGCUCAACACAAUCAACCUCCAAUCAUCGUUUUUGUUUGUUUGUUUCUUGUAUAUUCUUACAUGUACUUUAGUUCACACAAUAGUGUGGUCCUUAUGGCAAGGCAUAAGCUUUUGCAAGGAAGAGCUCGUUAUGUUGAAUCGUUGAUCAUCUUAUUAAGAAAGAACCAAGGGACGGAACUGUUUCGAAUCUUUAAUUCUUUUAUAAAGAGAUGGUCAAUAUUUUCAACGGUA
Molecule: messenger RNA, 7378 nt
Organism: Papaver somniferum (opium poppy)
Lineage: Eukaryota; Viridiplantae; Streptophyta; Magnoliopsida; Ranunculales; Papaveraceae
Exons: 27
Coding region: 280-7104 (2274 amino acids)
Cellular component (GO): RNA N6-methyladenosine methyltransferase complex
Molecular function (GO): RNA binding
Source: RefSeq, a predicted model, not a curated record